Messenger RNA from Linum tenue, 1869 nucleotides. The record is from the annotation of a GenBank genome assembly. Lineage: Eukaryota; Viridiplantae; Streptophyta; Magnoliopsida; Malpighiales; Linaceae.
CAACAAGAACAAGAAGAGACUAGACUAGAGAGUAGAGAGUGUAGUUGAAAGAGGAAAGGAAGUCUGAACGGCGAAGCGAUGCCGGCGAUGGUGCGGUCACUGGCAGCUAGAGCUCUCAAUGAGCCGUCGCAAUCUGUAUUCAAUUUUCUACGGCGGAUCCGUACUGCUCGGCCGCAACUGCAAUCUGUUCGCGCGUUAUCGGCUCUCAUGUCGCCGCCGUCCAAGGCGGUUGUUUACGAUCAGCACGGCCCGCCCGAUUCCGUCGUUAGGAUGGUUGAGUUGCCUCCAGUGGAAGUGAAAGAGAAUGAUGUCUGCGUUAGGAUGCUUGCUGCGCCGAUCAAUCCUUCUGAUAUCAAUCGAAUUGAAGGAGUGUAUCCUGUGCGGCCGCCGGUGCCUGCAGUUGGAGGAUACGAAGGCGUUGGAGAGGUGUAUUCAGUGGGCUCGGCGGUGAAGGAGUUCUCGCUCGGUGAUCGUGUUAUCCCGUCUCCUCCCUCUUCCGGGACAUGGCAGACUUACGUUGUGAAGGAGCAGGGCGUCUGGCACAAAGUUGAUAAAGACUGUCCGAUUGAAUAUGCUGCCACGAUCAUUGUUAAUCCGCUGACUGCUUUGCUAAUGCUUGAUGAUAUCAUUACUUUAAAUUCAGGAUAUUCGGUUGUCCAAAAUGGAGCUACAAGUAUAGUAGGCCAGUGUAUUGUCCAGCUUGCCCAACUUCGAGGCAUCAAUAGCAUUAAUAUUAUAAGGGACAGGGUUGGGUCAGAUGAUGCAAAGGAAAUGUUGAAAAAGCUUGGUGCCGAUGAAGUUUUCACUGAAAGCCAAUUGAAUGUGAAAAAUGUGAAGAGUCUCCUGAAUAGUUUAUCGGAACCUGCUCUGGGAUUUAACUGUGUCGGUGGUAAUUCUGCUUCUUUGGUUCUCAAAUUUCUGAGGCAGGGAGGAACGAUGGUAACAUAUGGGGGCAUGUCAAAAAAGCCUGUCACAGUAUCAACAUCAGCCUUCAUUUUCAAAGCAAGUCAUAUCUCUAUGCUGUGUUUUCUGUUUUGCAUACUCUUGAAUGGCAUCAACACUAAAUAUGUGGAACUCUCCUUGAGAGGAUUCUGGUUGCAGAAGUGGCUGGGCAGUGAUAAGGCAACUGACCGUGGGAGACGGAUCGAUUAUCUUCUCUCGUUAGCGAAGGAAGGGAAGCUGAGAUACGAGAUGGAGCUGGUUCCUUUUGACAAUUUCAAUGUAGCAUUGGAUAGAGCACUUGGAAAGCUUGGGAGCCAACCGAAACAAGUCAUUACUUUCUGAACCUGCCCUUCAUAAGGGAACCCUGGGAUUUGCUUGUUGAAAGAGAUAGUGGUGCACUGGUGAUUAGGUUUUGCAAGCUGAUGCCGUCACUGAUCCUCUUGGCCCAAGGCUAAUGUUUGAAGGAAACAUCGAUCUAGGAUUAUGUUUUCCGGAAGCGAAGGAAUGUGAAAGUAGAGUGAGGGAGUAACAAAUUGUGUAAAGGGAAUCCAGGAAGAAAGACGAAGAUGCAUUGUCCUAGUGUAAUGAAUAAAGAGAUCAGCUUGUCUUUAGGGUUGCAAAAGAGUCGAGCUGCUCACGAGCUUACAAGCGUGUUGAUGAGCCUCGACCUCGAGUAAAGCUUAUGAGCUUAUUAACGAGUUGAGUUCAAAUCAAACAUGAGCUGAUGUUUCGGUAAAUGAAACAAGAUUGAGCCCUGCAUAUUUAUUUACAAGUUGAUUCCAAUCUAUGUCAAAACUUGACUCGAACCGACUCAUUCGUUGCUCGUCCUACUUGUGUUGUAUUUCGACAAACCAAUAAUUGUAGGUGGGCUUAAAAUAGUCAAUGCGCGUGGAUGAUAAUUGCACUUGAACGCAUUGGGUUGGCCCG